AUGUCUACAGCGUGGUUCCAGAAAACCUUUACGCUUCCCGCCAAGUCUCGCGGCUCUUAUCUCAUCACAGACCAGGUUGUGUCGUCUCUACCAGAGAUCAAGGAAUACAAAGUCGGACUUUUGAACCUAUUCGUCCAACACACUUCAUGUGCGCUUUCUUUGAACGAGAAUUGGGACAGCGAUGUAAGAGAAGAUAUGAGCGACGCACUUGAUAGAAUUGCCCCAGAAGAUAGGAAGGGCAAUCUAUACAGACACUCGGCGGAAGGUUUGGACGACAUGCCUGCACAUAUCAAGUCAGCCCUCAUCGGUGCUAGUGUGACGAUCCCUAUCACGGAUGGUGCCUUGAAUACUGAAAAAAUGAACAAGUUACCGCUCCAAGCAUCUCCAAAGUCCAAUCCAUCAUGGUUCACCAAUAGGAAGACCGCCGUGGGCCGUUUCUCGACUUCCGUUGUUCUUCAGCAGGGUGAACUGGGUUACGGUGAUACUCUCGAGACCUCCGAGUUGCGCAGAUGCUAUGCGUCAGUAGCACUACCGAAUGUCUGUUUCAGGGCCGUCUGCGCCGUUUAUAGCGAUCCAACCUUCGUUCAACCCAUCGUCCCCUACAACGUAGCGCCAAUUGUGAAGGAAGGAUCAAGUACGUGUCGACUACGUGUCGACGCGCACCUGAAAGCCGAAGCUGUGUUUGACAUCAUCGGACGAGAUGGGCAGGUCACCGGUGUGUCGCACCUUGUCUUUCGCGGCAACGAGUACGCUACCAAGAUAGAUAUGGCAGGCUCCAGCACGCCCACUCAAAAUGCCCGGACGCCGUCGCAACAGCAACCGAAGCAAAUGUCUUCGCGACUGCUGAACAUGAAGUUUAUGCAAAGAGCCGCUGCGACAACACCCAGCGCAACAUCUACUCCGACAACUUCUGCUGCGCAGACGCCUGCGACCGAACCACUUGCAAAACGCCGAAGAAUUGAAAGUGCUGCAUCCUCCCCGUCAGCCUCUACUCCUGGAACACCGUCAAAUGGCCUUGCUUAUCCUGGACUGUCGACCCCAACUGCGUCGCAAAACACAGGUUUGGGUGUUGCUCCAAGAGGAGGAACAAGCAGGUUCACCCGGUUCGAAGGUGCAGAUACAGAGUGGGUGCUGGAUGUGAAGGUGGCAUUUCCAGGAGACAACCGAAUGAAGCCGCUACCUGAUAAGGUUGUAAAUACCAAUGAUCGAGGGUCUGUCCCGUCUAGCUCGCGCUUUGGUGUACUCAACGGACGGAGCGAGGAAGAGAAAAGUGAGGAAGGAGAAGAGGAAGAAGACGAUAUUUGGAAUAACGAGCAUCCGACAGGCCGACAGACUUUUGGCUCAUUUGACAGGAAGCGAAAAUCCAGGGCCAGCACCCGCCAUGAUCAAGGCCAGGACGAAGAUGAUCAGGACCUGAGCUCGGCCUCGACCGCGGACUCAGACUCGGACUCAGAGCCAGACAUCCCCAAUUCGUCCAGCAGAUCAAGACCGGGACAAAAUAGAAGUGCCACAAAGCCCACCGCAGAAAUCGACUCGGAUGAAGAGAUGAAUCGAGUCCGAAUGGCCAUUGAGCAGAAGCACCGGAGUAUGGCAGGCGGAGGACACCUGGCGAGAAAUGUCUCCAGCUCUGGCAAAUUCCCCUCUCUUCGUCACGAAGCUGGGGACUGGAAAUGCCGUGCGGAUGGAUGCUCGUUCUACAACUACGCGAACAAUGUCUACUGCAUGCGUUGCGGUACGCCGCGUGGGGAGUCUGCCAGCGCAUCUCUUGCUGGGUCUGCGGGCAUUUCCCGCAAGACGGACAAGGCAGGAAACAAACGGAAAGGGGGACCGCAAGGUCAGGAGGCGGGAAACAAAAAGCAAAAGAACAAGAAGGCGAGGAAGACGAUGUGA
Fonsecaea monophora is the source of this 1890-nucleotide messenger RNA. RefSeq lists its product as hypothetical. The record is from RefSeq and is a predicted model, not a curated record. Bases 1 to 1890 code for a protein of 629 amino acids. Lineage: Eukaryota; Fungi; Ascomycota; Eurotiomycetes; Chaetothyriales; Herpotrichiellaceae. The transcript is spliced from 6 exons.